Molecule: messenger RNA, 2303 nt
Organism: Oryctolagus cuniculus (rabbit)
Lineage: Eukaryota; Metazoa; Chordata; Mammalia; Lagomorpha; Leporidae
Source: RefSeq, a predicted model, not a curated record
GGCUGCGCGCGCGGACGCAGGAAGUGCGGGCGCCGGGCGGGCGCGGGGCGGGGGCGCGGCGCUGGCGGGCCUGCGGGCGCGGGGCGGGGGCGCGGGUCCGUGCCGUCUGCGCGGCAGCCAUGAGACGAGACGUGCGCAUCCUGUUGCUGGGCGAGGCCCAGGUGGGGAAGACGUCGCUGAUCCUGUCGCUGGUGGGCGAGGCGUUCCCCGACGAGGUCCCUCCGCGGGCGGAGGAGAUCACGAUCCCCGCGGACGUCACCCCCGAGAAGGUGCCCACCCGCAUCGUGGACUCCUCAGAAGCCGAGCAGACGGCGGCCGAGCUGCAGGACGAGAUCCGCAAGGCGAACGUGGUGUGCGUGGUAUACGACGUCUCCGAGGAGGCCACCAUCGAGAAGAUCCGGACCAAAUGGAUCCCGCUGGUGAACGGAGGGACGGAGGCUGGACGCAGGGUGCCCAUCAUCCUGGUGGGCAACAAGUCGGACCUGCGGCCCGGGAGCUCCCUGGAGGCCGUGCUGCCCAUCAUGAGCCAGUUCGCUGAGAUUGAGACCUGCGUGGAGUGCUCGGCCAAGAGUCUCAGGAACGUCUCCGAGCUGUUCUACUACGCCCAGAAAGCCGUCCUGCACCCCACGGCCCCCCUCUACGACGCGGAGGCCAAGCAGCUGCGGCCCGCGUGUGCCCAGGCCCUCACGCGCGUCUUCAGGCUGUCAGAUCAGGACCUGGACCAGGUACUCAGCGACCAGGAGCUCAACGCCUUCCAGGAGUCCUGCUUCGGCCGGCCGCUGGCCCCGCAGGCCCUGGAGGACGUGAAGAUGGUGGUGAGCAGGCACGUGGCCGGCGGCGUGCGGGAGGGUGGCCUGACGCUGGAGGGCUUCCUCUUCCUCAACACCCUGUUCAUCCAGCGUGGCCGGCACGAGACCACCUGGGCCAUCCUGCGCCGCUUCGGCUACAGCGACGCCCUGCAGCUCACGGCCGACUACCUCUCCCCGCCGCUGCACGUGCCCCCCGGCUGCAGCACGGAGCUCAGCCAUCUCGGCUACCAGUUUGUGCAGAGAGCUUUCGAGAGGCAUGACCAGGACCGGGACGGCGCCCUCUCGCCCGCCGAGCUGCGCAGCCUCUUCAGCGUGUUCCCCGAAGCCCCCUGGGGGCCCGGGCUCCCGAGCACCGUGCCCACCGAGGCCGGCCGGCUGCCGCUGCACGGCUACCUGUGCCAGUGGACCCUGCUGGCCUACCUGGACGUGCAGCGCUGCCUCGGACACCUCGGCUACCUGGGCUACCCCACGCUCUGCGGCCAGGACUCGCAGGCCCAGGCCAUCACAGGUGGGCGCCCACGCCUGCGGCCCCGGCGCAGCCCCUGCCGGCGGCUGCCCUCACCCGGCCCUGUUCACAGUCACCCGCGAGAAGCGGCUGGACCAGGAGAAGGGGCAGACCCAGCGGCGCGUGCUCCUGUGCAGGGUGCUGGGGGCCCCGGGCGUGGGCAAGUCCGCCUUCCUGCAGGCCUUCCUGGGCCGCGGCCUGGGGGAGUCCCCCGCGGAGCCCCCCGCCCACGCCAUCAACACCGUGCACGUCCGCGGGCAGGAGAAGUACCUGAUCCUGUGCGAGGUGGGCGCCGAUGGGCUGCCGGACACCAGCUGCGACGUGGCCUGCCUCCUGUUCGACGGCAGGGACCCCGAGUCCUUCCUGCACUGCGCCGGCCUCUACAAGGCAAGUGCCCGCCCAGGGGCCGCGGGGCACCAGCGCGCCAGAGCCAUGAGCCCUGCCUCACCGGGUCCUCCCACAGCGCCACUACGUGGACGGGCAGACGCCCUGCCUCUUCGUCUGCUCCAAGGCUGACCUGCCCGAGGGCCCCGCUCCGCCUGGCCCGUCCCCCGCCGAGUUCUGCCGGCGGCACCGGCUGCCCGCCCCCACCCCGUUCUCCUGCGCGGGCCCCGCCCCGCCCCGCGCCGCCGUCUACACUCAGCUCGCCACCAUGGCCACCUUCCCACACCUGGCCCCGGCAGAGCAGGGCCCCUCCCGCUCCUGGCUGCGGGGCCUGCUGGGCGCCCUCGGGGCUGCGGCGGUCGCCAUCCUUAGCUUCUCGCUGUACAGAGUCCUCAGGAGCCGAUGAGCCCCCCCCCCCCGGAGCUCGGCAGGACUGUGGGGCUGGACCAUCGCCCGCAGGCUGCCGGGUGGGCCUCGUGUGGGCUGGGGAGGUGGCGGCCCGGCCGCGGGUUCUCAGGGUCCCCUUUGGCCUGGCCUCGGCCAGCCAGUGGGCAAGGGCGGCAGGAGGUCGGGUUUUCUGAUUAAACUGCACUCUGUCUCCCAUC